AUGGAAGACGACAUAGCCGCAAGGCUGGCAGAGAAGGCAGGAAGGAAGAUAGAAGCCACACGAAGGGCAAGUGAAUGGAUGAGCCGAGGGGAGGUGAGGCAGUUUGCCAGUCUGCUAGACAUGCCCAUCUGCACAGUGAGGAUCCACAAACAAGCAAGGAAGAAGAUGCAACCUCCACCCUCAAGGAAGAAGAGAGGAAGAAUCACCAUUAUGCUGGGUGAAAGAGAUAGCCAGGCCAUGGUCACCUACGAAGAUGCACAAGCUGUGGCGAGAGGGCCACGCAGACACACCGGCAUCAAGUGGAGAGGAAUGACCCUCUUUACAAAGCAAGCAAAGCCACCAGAGCAGACAGACACACAAGCAUACAUCCAGGUAGGAGAUGCAAUGUAUGCCAUGCCUUUUGAAGAUACAAAGCUAUGGCAAGCAUUUGUAGAAAGAGAGGAGGAAACAAGGGUGGCGUCAGAAGCACUCCUUCUGAAGAUGAAGGCCAACGGAAAGGAGUUAGACCCAAGACACUUCAAUCAGGAAGAAGCUUCAGCUUUUCGGAAGAGCGAUCAAGCCGAAUGGCGGUCUUGGGGAGAUAACCAUGUACUGAAGAGACUCAGUGCCGGUGAAGCUGCCAAAGAUCCCAAACAUCUAGUGUUCAAGGGCAUGACCGAAGUUGCCCCACAUGAACUGCUUCGAGUAGUGAAAGGAGCUUAUGGUCUUGCAGAAGCUCCCGGUCUUUGGUAUCUCCGAGCACUUGAAUUGUUGGAAAAGGCUGGGAUGAAAGAACUUUCUUUUGCGCGUUCCACCUUUAUCUAUCUGGCCACAGAUGGAACUCCAAUAGCUGCAUGUUGUGUCCAUGUGGACGACGGUUUGUUGAUAGGCCAAGGAGAUCACCCAGAAUUUCAAGAGCUUUUGGGAAGAAUCAGUCAGUCUUUCAAUAUCAAAGAAUGGCAGAAGGUAGGCGUAAAACCGACCAAAUAUCUGGGCAUGGAAAUGACUCUGAUCAACAACGUCUUCACUGACGACAUGACCAGCUAUGUCAACAACAUCCAGCCAGCCGAGAUCAAGGUGACUGGUGAUGGACCGCUGAACCCUCAACAAACCACAGCUUUUGGUCGUUUAGUCAUGCAAAGGCGGUGGCCAGCACAACACGUUCUACCCGAGUUCAUGUUCAUCGUGAGCGAAUUGGCUCAAGUAGCUACGAGAGCCACUGGCAGUGACUGGAACAAAGCAUGUAAGGUUUUGAAGGAGAUGCAAGAUAGUGCAGCCAGAGGGAAAGCCAAGAUCACCUAUCAUCCCCUGGAUGAUCAACCAAUGGUAGUCACAUACUUUGAUGCUGUGCUUGGGAAAAAGAACGAACUCAGAGCCCAGCAGGGGGAGUUUCAUUUUGUCACGACCAAGAAGGCCUUGAUUGAGAAGACCUUCGCCAAUGUGAUUGAGUAUCACUAUGAGAUGUACGAGCCAAUGGUAAACGUGACUGAACGGUUGGGCGAGGAUGGUUGGUGCAUCUUUGGAGGGCUAGGGAUCUGGGCGAGAAACUGUGCAAUAGCGCGGCGCACGCGCAGCCCAAUUCAUUUCGUACAAACGUAUGAAGAUGCAUACAAAGGAUUUAUGAAUGGGCCGCAGGCAACGCCUUUUACACUUCGUUUUCCUGACAAUCGCACUCUAAUCAUCCGUGAUCAUACUUACCCCUUGGAUGAUACUUAUUGUUUUCUGAAUGGAUGGUACGACUUUCCUCGAGCUGCUCGAGCUGAACUCGUUAGCAAUUUUUCCUACCUUGAAGAAGUGUCAGAUCGCUACUGUGAUCACCUGGCAAAGACCUUUCCUGGAUACUGGAACAUCACCAUGGCCGAUUUGUGGACAGAGUCUACAUCAGAUGAAGCAUUUUUGCAUGACAUCCAGAAGAAUGGUGCCGAUAUCGGAUAUGCAACUCCGUCAUUUGUGGAUGGCAUGUAUCUGCAUGCAGCAGCCAAAUGCGUAAUGCGAGGAGGACACCGUGGAGCAGUUUGUGACAUCGCAAACUGUGCUGCCCGGGCCUGCUUCGGUGCUUCACCUGGUGAGCUCCUAUACACCGCACGGGGUGAAUGCGAGCUCGCAAAAUAG
This is a messenger RNA of Cladocopium goreaui, 2091 nucleotides long. Lineage: Eukaryota; Dinophyceae; Suessiales; Symbiodiniaceae. The record is from the annotation of a GenBank genome assembly.